AUAUGAUCUUUAGAUUUGUAUAGAUUUUACAAUCCCUCUCUAAGAAGUCCAAAUUUUUUUAUUCAGUUUUUUACUUAAAUUCAGAUUGCAAGGAAUUUUCUAAAACCGCACCUGUAUACAUCUACGAAGUAUUCCGCAACAUUUCAAUGUGUUACAAGAUUCCUGUUUAUUUGAGACGCAAAAACAGAAUUUGUAAGAAGUUUUGACAAAAGUACAGUUCUAAUGCGUUGAUGAACUUUCUAGAAUAAAUGUUGAAAAUCAAUUUGAUUGGUUUGUUUGAAUUUGGUACAAAGAUCGAAGCUCGUAAUUGGCUCUGAAGAACGGAAGCCGGAAAUUGCGUAGUGACAGGAUCAAGGAAUUUUGGCAGGAGACGGAGAAGAAAGCAGGCAUUCUUACAAUGGUAGUGAAUCAGUAAACAUCGAUAGUGAGUUACCGGCUUUUUUGUGACGCAAAAAGAAUUUCCAAGUAAAUGGGAUCUAUCAAAGUUCUUCUGUGUUGUUGUUAAGUAGGUGUACCAUCAGUUUGAUGGUGUAGCAGUUCCUUUUUUGAUGGUAAAAGUGUAAUAUACGCUUUGUAAAAAUACUGCGUAUGUAUUUAUGAAAGCCGGCAUAGUACUAAUAUCGUAGUGAUGAAUUAAACCCAAGCCUCCCGUCUCCUGGAUUAGAAAACCUAUUUCCCGAGGUAAAUAAGCAAAUUUCUUUUGUUUUAUGGUAUUUUCAUGGUAUAAUGGUAUAUGGUGCAAUCAGUAAUUUUCCAUUGACAUUUUCCCCUUCGAGUGACGUAUGAACUACGUACGUGCUGUCAAGUGUCAUGUCAAGUUUCACAAUGGUGAAGUUUUGAAUUUUAAGGUAUAGUGACUUUUAAUAAUUAUAAAAUUCUCAAACUAAUAACGUUAAUUUCUUUCAACAUAAAAAAAAUAAAUCUUUUUGGAACUUAAAAUACAAAGAUGAAAAAGUAAAUUGUUGAACAGAACAAAGAAUAAUUUUGCUUCCAUCAUUAAAAUAUUAUUGUAAAGACAUAAUUGUAAGUUAAUGUUAAAAUCCUUUUUGAAACCUUUUGAAAUAGUUAAAAAUAAAAGAUUUACGGAAUGAUAUUUGACAGGUGACAUAGUUGUUGUUAUUUUCAAUAAUUAAGUACUACGAGGAGUAGUCAGUAAUUCUUUAAUGUAAACAUUGUUCCCUGAAUGAAUAUAAAUUUUUGUUUUAAUGCAAAUGCUAUAAUAUAUGUCAUAAUUAGGUCAGUCAGUCAGUUAUACAAGUCAUAAUUAAGUCAGAUAUCAAAUCCUCAAUGCAAUAAUAUUAUUGUUUAUCUUUUGGUGCACCAUAACCUAUGUUCAGAAAAGUAGAUGUAUUUUUUUUUACAGCUUUUUAGAGUCAAAUUUUAAGAUGUUGGAUGAUCAUAGAAAGUAAAACUCCUGGUAAGGCGCCCUAACAAAAUAUAGCCAGGAUUUAUAUUUAACACCCCAGGAUAUCUGUAAGUACCCUUGUUUAAAUUUUUGAUAGUAGUAAAUAUUCCCUAAUCCCUAACUUCUUCUUAACGAACUCACAACCUUAGCUCUCCAACCAAAACACGAGCCGCCGUAGCAAAGUAGUUUUUAGAAAUAUCCCCUAGUUUUCUCGACCCUUUUGUAUUUAAGCAGUAUCUAAAUUUUCCAAGCUUUUAUCUUCCCCCUUAUUUCUAAGUGCUACAAAAUGGCGCCCAACGUGGGGCCGAUUCAUUUUUCUGCCUCUUUCAGUGUCCAGUUGUGCGCUACAAAAUAGCACCCUCAGACGUGAGGCCAGUCUCUUUUCACCCCCCAGUCAUAUCGUUAAGUUGUUCCCAAGCAGUUUACAUUUUUUUAGUUAGUCCCAACUGUUUUUCAACUUAAUUUCCUCUCCUUGCCCCAGAUUUGAGACCGAUUCUACUAUCACAACCAGUAUCGCAACAUAGUUUAGCCCAAGAGCCCCUACAUUUUUUUAGAACGUUACGAAGUGGUAUAAAAUUUUCAAUAGGAUGUGUAAAUAUGUACUCAUAGUAGUGUAUUAACAUUGUUUUUAUGUAUGUACUUAUAGUAGAUGUUAAUACAGUACCCAUGGUGAAAGCAAUAUUUAAAUUUUUUUUAAAAAAGUAUUGAUUGUAUAGACAAGUAGUCUAUAUAAGUAGCGUUGAACAUUCCAAUAUUGAAACUAUUGAUAAAGUAUAACAUUUUAGUUGUAUUUGUGCAUUUAUUCAUAAUUGAUUAACAAUUUUUUACAGAAUAACUUGUUUUUGUGAUUUUUUUUGUUCGUCAUUUGAGUAUAUGUGUAUAGUCUGUGUAGUUUCCGUUUGAGUUUUUACUCCCAAUGUUGUCUAGUUGUCCCAUUAUUUUUUUCUCAACUAAUCUAGCUUUGUCAGUGUCAUAAAGAUACCAAAGGUUAGUUGGAGUCUGCCUGUGAAGUAGUUUGAGUGUAUCCGUGAAGUAAAGUAGUUAGUCAGUCCAAUUACUAUUUGUCUUUCCCUUCUUGUACCAGAAUAGAUCACAAGUGUAAUACUCGUGAUAAAGGAAGUGUGCUUAGUUGUCUAGGAACGCUCCCAAUAGUUAUCGGAACAAGAACCGUUGUUGGUGUUAUCCCGUGUAAGCUCAUUCGAGAAGCAAGUUUCAAUAUUAUUUGUGUUUGUCUAUCCCUGUUUUGUCUGAAAAUAUUUGAGUCUGUUGUUUCCUGUUUGUUUUGUGUACCCUUGUGUUAUUCCCUGUUAGUCCGUGUCAGUGGUGGAGUGUGAAUUUUUUGACCAAUAGUUUAUUGACCCCUCUUUUGUUUAUUGAGUGAUUGCAGACCAAGAGCAGAAGUUGCAACAAAGUCAGUGAGGUUAGGAUCUGGCUGCAUGAGAGUGCAAGUGAGGUUUGUGUUCGUUUGAUAAAUAGAAACGGUUUUUUGUCCGAAAGUCAUACUUUCUACUAUUCCCUUUGGUCUUUCCCCUGUGUGUUGUUUUCACCCCAGUUUUAAAAAUGAAGUCUACCCAAGUUAAUGAUCUGAAAACCGAUGAGUUAUCUUAUGAACUUUUCAUAAGAGGUUUUAAUGUCCAAAAUAGGACUGUUGAAGAAAAACGUAAGUUGUUGAGAGGUCAGUUAAGUAAAGAGACCAUCUCAUCUUCCAUUAAUUUGACUAAAAAUGUAGUCGAUCCUGAUCAAGAGUUACCUACAAUCCAGUCAAUAUUAGCAGAUUUGCAAAGUAUUGCGCGGGCAAUGAGUGCACAGUCAUCAAAGGCUGACUUUGCUCGUUUCAAAACAAGGUCCAGUCAUCUGGAUUUCAGAUUGGAAAAUUUCCCUGAUAAUGUAGAAGAAGCUAUAAAAGAAGUUAUUGACAACUAUAAGAUGGAUUUAUUGAUGUUGACUGGAGAUGUCUUAGAAAAGGAAGAGACAUCUGACAAUGUGUCCGUCCCAUCGACUAGUGGUACAACUUCAGUCCCCGUUGCCCCUAUUAGUUCAGUUUCAGCCCCUAUUAUACAAAUUUCAACUCCUGUUAGAGUUUCUGAUUUAAAUAUCAAAUUUAAUGGUGAGAGUAAAGCCCUUCCCACAUUUUUAGAAAAAGUAAGAGAUUCUGCUAGAUCCAGAAAUAUUUCUGAUGAUGUCCUGUUUAGAUCAGCUUUUGAGUUAUUCGACGGAAACGCUGCUAUUUGGUAUAGGAGUGUUGGAAAUACAGUUAACAGUUGGAAUGAGUUGGUAACCCUUCUCAAAACUGCUUUCCUACCCCCAGAUUAUAAUGAUAAUCUCCUUGAUGAAAUUAAAGGUCGAAAACAAAAAAAGUCUGAGUCAAUCACUAUUUAUUCCGCAAUCAUGGAGAAUCUCUUUAAACGUUUAGAAGAGUACCCGUCUGAAGCCCAACGAGUAAAGAUUUUAAGAAAAAAUAUUUUGGUGGAUUAUAUUCCACUCGUAGCCCUUCAAGAUUUUCCCACUGUCGAAAUGUUAGUCAUAACUGUUAAACGUUUGGAGCAAAAUGUUUUGCCCCUGCUUCAAACUACAAAAGGUCUUGCUGGUAUUUCAUUAGAGGAUUCAGAAAAACCCCAAGAGAAGCUUCAGGUACUUGAUAAACAAGACAAGCCUGAUAACCCCAAAGGAGACAAACGAGAAAAGCAAGAUCGUCCCUUUAAGAAAUCCAAGUCUACGCAGAGAAAUGAGAGACCCAAUCCUCCAGUAGAUACUGAUGAAAGACAUCAGUCUUCUUCUUCUUAUCCACCAGAAAGACAUCAGUCUUCUUCUUCUUAUCCACCCCACAGAAAUCAGUCUUCUUAUCCACCUCCGUUGAUGCAAUCCCCUCCCUAUCGACCGUAUGGAAAUCAGUCUUCUUCCUAUCAACCUCAUUCAAUGCAACCCCCUCCACAACCCUACCAAACACAUGACAACCCUAGAAAAAUUAUUUUUUGUUUUACUUGUGGUAAGCCCAACCACAUUUCUCGCAAUUGUACAAACAGAGAAAUGUCUUGUUCUCGUUGUGGUAAUAAAGGAGUGAGAACGUCCUCCUGUAUGUGUCAAAAAAACUAGGUAGUGUGCAGCCAGUCGGCAGUUGCACUCCAUAUAGAGUUAAGCCCGACAAAUUCCCCCAAAACAUACUUAACCCUCUUUUUGAAAAGAAAGGUUGUGACAGUCGUCCUCAUGUUAGUAUUUCUAUCUUUUCUAAAAACUUUGUCGCCCUCUUAGACAGUGGUUGCACCACAUCGGUAGUAGGUGCCGCUGGAGUUAAAUUUUUGGAUUCCCAAGGAAUUAAAUAUAAUUCUACCCCCUGUAAACACGUCUGCUUAGCAGAUGGUUCUCAAAAAUCAGUUGUUGGUACUAUUGAUCUUCCAAUUGAGGCUGAUGGUGUUUCCCAAGUAGUGAAAUUUCUUGUCGUACCCUCCGUUCCCCAUAGUUUUAUUUUGGGAAGUAACUUUAUGCAUAAAUUUUCAGUGUUCUUGAAUUUUAGAGAUGGAACAUGGCAUUCUUCCCAAAAGGAAGAGAAAACAGAAACUUUGUAUUCUGUAGACUCAUUUUCCCCCACUGAAAAAAAUUUAGUAGAUUCCACAGUCGCUUCUUUUGAGGAAAUUUCUAGUUCCAACUACAUUGGAAGAACCAGUAAAAUUGAAAUGGUUAUUGACACUGGUGAUGCAAAGCCAUUUAAGAAAAGACAAUAUCCUUUAUCCCCAUACAUGAAUAAAAUACUA
This is a messenger RNA of Diabrotica virgifera virgifera (western corn rootworm), 5154 nucleotides long. RefSeq lists its product as uncharacterized. NCBI's taxonomy places the organism in Eukaryota, Metazoa, Arthropoda, Insecta, Coleoptera, Chrysomelidae. The transcript is spliced from 2 exons. The record is from RefSeq and is a predicted model, not a curated record. Gene Ontology annotation, molecular function: nucleic acid binding; zinc ion binding. Bases 2966 to 4498 code for a protein of 510 amino acids.